AUGAUGACUAAAUCUCCUCAAAAUAUUGGUAUCAAAGGUAUCGAAGUAUACAUCCCAGGUCAAGCAGUCAAUCAGACUGAAUUGGAAAAAUUUGAUGGCAUUCCUCAAGGUAAAUACACCAUUGGUUUAGGACAAACCAACAUGGCAUUUGUCAAUGAUACCGAAGAUAUUUACUCCAUUAGUUUAACCGUUUUAUCAAAUUUAUUGUCCCAUUAUAAGAUCAACACUGAUCAUAUUGGUAGAUUGGAAGUUGGUACUGAAACAUUAUUGGAUAAAUCAAAAUCAGUUAAAUCGGUAUUGAUGCAAUUAUUUGGCGAAAAUUCCGAUAUCGAAGGUGUUGACACUAUUAAUGCAUGUUAUGGAGGUACUUCAGCUGUCAUUAAUGCUGUUAAUUGGAUUGAAAGUUCCAGCUGGGAUGGUAGAGAUGCCAUUGUUGUUGCUGGAGAUAUUGCUAUUUAUGACAAGGGAGCAGCUAGACCUACUGGUGGUGUUGGUGCCGUUGCCUUGUGGAUCGGUCCUGAUGCCCCUAUUGUUUUUGAUUCAAUCAGAGGAUCAUAUAUGGAACACGCUUACGAUUUUUAUAAACCGGACUUCACUAGUGAAUACCCAACUGUUGAUGGACAUUUCUCAUUGAGUUGUUAUGUCAAAGCCAUUGAUAAUUGUUAUAAAAAUUAUUCUCGUAAGGUCACUGGUGAUAAAAACAAGACUGUCGGGUUGUAUAAUCAUUUCGAUUAUAAUGCAUUCCAUGUCCCAACCUGUAAAUUAGUCACCAAAAGUUAUGCCAGAUUAUUGUAUAAUGACUACAAGUCAAACCCAGAAAAAUUUGCUGAUUUAAUCGAUGAACAAACAAGAAAACAUAUUGAUGCAUUGUCAUAUGAAAAUUCAUUAACUGAUAAAAUCUUGGAAAAGACUUUUGUCACUUUGGCUAAAGACCAAACUAAAGCCCGUGUUGAACCAGCUUUAAAAGUUCCUACAAAUACUGGUAACAUGUACACUGCAUCAGCUUGGGUUUCCCUCGCAUCAGUCAUCUACUAUGCUACCAACAGUGGUGCUAACUUACUAAACAAGAGAAUUGGAGUCUUUUCCUAUGGAUCAGGAUUAGCGUCAACUUUAUUAUCAGUCGUUAUAAAAGGUGAUGUUUCCCAAAUCACCAAAGUAUUAAACUUUGAUUAUAAGUUGGGUGAAGGACGUAAAAUUGAAUCUCCACAAGCUUAUGUUGAUGCAAUUGGCCUUAGAGAAGAUGCUCAUUUACAAAAGAGCUUCAAACCUAAGGGAUCAAUUGAGAAUUUACCUGUUGGAACCUAUUAUUUAUUGGAAGUUGAUGACAAAUAUAGAAGAAAAUACGGUAUAAAAGAAUAA
Lodderomyces orthopsilosis Co 90-125 is the source of this 1359-nucleotide messenger RNA. RefSeq names its product hydroxymethylglutaryl-CoA synthase (gene ERG13). The record is from RefSeq and is a predicted model, not a curated record. Lineage: Eukaryota; Fungi; Ascomycota; Pichiomycetes; Serinales; Debaryomycetaceae. The transcript has a single exon. Bases 1 to 1359 code for a protein of 452 amino acids. Gene Ontology annotation, molecular function: hydroxymethylglutaryl-CoA synthase activity. Gene Ontology annotation, biological process: acetyl-CoA metabolic process; ergosterol biosynthetic process.